GGGUGCGAGGGGCGUUUCAAGCAAUUUCGUAAAAGGGCAACAAAACGUCGGCGUGGCCGCUCUCAGGUUUCUUUCUGGUGCGACAGAGUCACAUUUUGCAUUUUGGUUCUUAAAAAUUUAUAAUAAAUAAAAUUCGCGAGAUUCGUACUGCACCUGACCCGUUACUAGGCGCACGACUCAGCAAUUUUAUUUUGAUAUUUUAUCCAAAAAUUCGCUCUGUCGCACCCUGCAGAUGAUCCUACUGAUUACAAGUAUCAUAAUUUUAAUAUGAUUCUCUCUAUAUUUUGGCCAAAAUAGUGGAUGUAUGAUUACCAAUUUGAAAAAAUGUAUGUGGUCUCUCAGAAAAACAUUACAUUAUAUUUAAAGAUGAGAUUGUGUGUCACAGUCACGUGUCAAUUAUAUAUUCAUAAUAAUAAAAUUAUUUAUAAUAGUAAAGACACAAAUCUUUACGCACAUGCGCAAAGAUUUGUCCUUUCUAUUCUUUACUACGUGUGGUUCGAAUUUUGCGUUUGACGUCACCGUCUCGAAGACUCCCUCCGAUAUCAUUGAAUUCUUGAGUCUGUUUUUCGCGCUCGUAUCUUUCUUCGAGAUAAUUUUCGAGAGGCUUUCUUCUCAAGAUAACGUGCUACUCCAACAAUUCGGCGAUUAAACCGUCUUUAAGGCGUCGGAAUUUUCGAAUUUUGACAAGAUGUGCGUAUCGAUGACAGCUUUUAGUCGGCGAGGAUUUGUUUCGAGGGACAUCGCACAAUUUAAUAUUAAGCAAUCGCAUUAUUCUAACAAUCGUAACAAAACAUUAAUGAAUAAUGCAUUGUCGCGAUGUUGUCCGACGUCAUCAUACAUCGUCGAUAUUCUGAGUAAAAAGUUCUCUUCCAUGAAAACUCCAAUCUCUUCUGAAACCAUUCAAGCUUUGACGAAGCAACAAGCAAAAGAAUUAACUUCGAAGAUGACUUCGGAAGAACGUAAGCUGUUUUUGGCGGCAUUGAAUGAAUGCAAAUCAAAGGAAGAGAAAGCUGGCUAUGAAGGUCAAUUGGCAACUUUUCGAUGGAGCAGCAAGCUUGGCAGACCUAGCAAAAUACCAUCAUUAGGGGAGGUGGAUCCUACAGGAACCUACUGCCCUAUGCCAGAUGACUGGUUAAAUCGCAAGUAUGUUGAAAACGUUCCAGAACCAACUACAAAAGAUCUGAUGUUAGUCGCAAUUGCGAACGCAAUUCCAUUCGUUGGAUUUGGUUUUCUUGACAACUUCAUCAUGAUUGUUGCUGGUGAUCAAAUCGAGCUGAUAUUGAAUGCAAGGUUUCCAAUCUCGACUAUGGCAGCGGCCGCGUUGGGCAACACAGUGUCCGAUAUUAUUGGAAUAGGAUCGGUGCAUUAUGUUGAGAUGUUCGCCCAGAGAGUCGGUUUUAAAGCACCCAAAUUGACAUUAGCACAACUGAAUCUACCCAGGACACGGAUAGCUGCAAACUUGGGUCGAGUCGUUGGAGUUACGAUUGGAUGUCUCCUUGGUAUGACGCCUAUACCGAUGGCCGCGCUUUUUCGCAGUAGCUGAAUUACUUGAAAAACGACUGAGAAACGAAGAUUAAGUUAAUUAACACAUGGGACCGUAAACAUCUCACUUAAGCACUUUGCUUUAAAAAGGCCUAUAAAUUUCUAUAAUUUUAAAGUUUAAUUGCCGCAAUAACACAAUUUGUCCCAACAAAUACAUAGGAUGUUAAUAGAUAGAUUAUAUAGAGAACACAAAGUUCGUAAAAAAAGCGUGUAAUAUAAUAAUUUUUCUUUUUUAACUACUAAAACAAUAUAUUGGUACAUAUGGUACUUUAUUGACAUUUUAAUCCAGUAUUAAGUAAAUCUAUUAAGUAAAAAACAAGUAAGAAAGAAACAUUGAUUUUUAUUAUUUUAUAGAAAUGAAAUUAAAAAAAAAAGGAAUAGUUUAAUAGCUUCUAAAAGAAUGUUGAUCAAACACACAUUUUUGUUCAUUCAUUCGUACAUUUAUUUGAUGUAAUAUCAAUUGAAUGUAGAGAGAAUGUAAGAGGCUAUUAAA
Camponotus floridanus (Florida carpenter ant) is the source of this 2035-nucleotide messenger RNA. RefSeq lists its product as uncharacterized. The transcript is spliced from 6 exons. The record is from RefSeq and is a predicted model, not a curated record. Lineage: Eukaryota; Metazoa; Arthropoda; Insecta; Hymenoptera; Formicidae. The coding region runs from base 689 to 1543 and encodes 284 amino acids. Gene Ontology annotation, cellular component: mitochondrion.